Molecule: messenger RNA, 1548 nt
Organism: Penicillium nucicola
Lineage: Eukaryota; Fungi; Ascomycota; Eurotiomycetes; Eurotiales; Aspergillaceae
Product: putative flavin-containing amine oxidasedehydrogenase
Exons: 4
Coding region: 1-1548 (515 amino acids)
Molecular function (GO): oxidoreductase activity
Source: RefSeq, a predicted model, not a curated record
AUGUCGAAAAAAGUCGCUAUUGUCGGGGCUGGUGCUGCGGGCAUGUCUUGCGCUGCCACCUUGGCCAAGCAUCCCGAAUUCUCAGUAACGCUGAUCGACAUCGACUCGCACACCGGUGGACAGGCGACUUCAAUCCCACUAGAUCAGUCUACACAUGGAGCGGGCUGGCUAAAUGAUGGCGUUCAAGGUGGUUCGCAAAUAUUUCGGCAUACUUUCCAAUUCUUCCGACGUUAUGGUUAUGAGCCCCAGCCGGUCAAGCUUCAAGUCGCGUUUGGCAAAGGGAAGAACUUCUGGACCAACGUCUUUCCAAGUCCAUUAGUCGAUCAGCAUUCGGCAGAAAUCAAGAAACUUUCACGAGUACUUACAUGCAUCAAAUAUCUCAUGCCCAUUCUGGGGAUCAUGCCGGUUAAAACGAUUCUGCGCCUGUUCCGUUUCAGCACCGAUUUCAGCAACAGAAUGGUUUUGCCUCUCCUGGCUUUGUUUUUGGGGACGGGGAAUCAAACUCCAAAUGUCUCGAGUGUUCUUUUGGAGCGCCUCUUCAAUGACCCACAGAUGAAGCUAUGGGAGUAUGACCCGGAUACACUAUUGCCAAACCUCCCUCUCAUGUAUACGUUCCCAAACUUGAACAACUUUUAUCGAGACUGGGCAACAGAUUUGCGCAUCAAAGGUGUGGACGUUCGACUCAAUUGCAAUGUUACCAUCUUUGAACGAGGCAAAAAGGGCGUUGUAUUACAACUGCAAAGCCACGAAGACGGACAACUGACUGGGCAACCACUGACGGAAACAUUCGACGAACUCGUGAUGUGUUGCCCAGCAGAUGAAUCAAAGAAGCUCCUUGGUCAAAAUGCGACCUGGCGUGAGAAGUAUGUCUUGGGAGGAGUCAAAUUCUUCAAUGAUCUCACUAUCACCCACUCCGACUCCAACUAUUUUCAACAAAUUUUCGAAUCGCUAUAUGAUCCAAGACUUUGUGCAAAGGCCACGACUCAGGAACGCAAGAACCAAAUCGCAUUUGCCGAGCAGGAGCCUCGUAGCCAGAAGGAUGGCUGGUUGGGAUUCCGCCCAAUGUACUUUAUGCACUCAUACGAAUCGGAUCCUACAAAGAUUGAAAUGGGGUUCAAUUGCAGUAGCUAUCAGCAUCAAUUUCGUGAGGAGCUGGGCGAAAACAAGCCUCCUCUGUCUCAGGACCAACAGGUGUUCCAGACAAUCUUCUUGAAUGACCAGGAAAAAGACCUUUGGACGUGGAAUGCCAUUGACCCUUCCAAAAUAAUAUCACGGAAAUGGUGGCACCAGUUCGGGCACCGGUGGCAGCACUAUCUCAGAGUGGUUCCGGGGAUGAUGUUCAUCAAUGGCACUAAUAGAACGCUUUAUGCAGGAAGCUGGACGAUGGUAAACAUGCACGAGAUUGCGUGUAUCUCCGGCAUUGCUGCUGCAUAUCGACUUGGUGCCACCUAUGAGCCCUUUGAUGACUUUGCUGAGGAUUUUUUUGCAAAGUACUUGCUUGUGUGUCACGGAACUAGGUAUAAGAAAGCUAAAGCAAAGGACGUAUAG